Schistosoma haematobium is the source of this 3712-nucleotide messenger RNA. RefSeq names its product Ankyrin-2. NCBI's taxonomy places the organism in Eukaryota, Metazoa, Platyhelminthes, Trematoda, Strigeidida, Schistosomatidae. The record is from RefSeq and is a predicted model, not a curated record. Bases 293 to 1876 code for a protein of 527 amino acids. The transcript has a single exon.
AGACUGCAGCACAACCGGAACAGGAACGAUUGGUUGAGCGUGUCGGUGAGAUGGAGGCGGAAUAUGGUGAAGUUGGUGAAGGCGUAUUUGAAGGGGAGACGGAAGCCGAGUCGGCAGUCGAAGUGUUCAGUGAAGAUUGGGGCAAGUUGAAGCGGACGCAGAAAGUGAAGCAGUAGAACAGGUUGAAUCGGAACGUGUGUCUGUGUUCGCUCCAGUCGAAUUGGAGUCUGAGGCGCUUGCAGAGACUGCAGCACAACCGGAACAGGAACGAUUGGUUGAGCGUGUCGGUGAGAUGGAGGCGGAAUAUGGUGAAGUUGGUGAAGGCGUAUUUGAAGGGGAGACGGAAGCCGAGUCGGCAGUCGAAGUGUUCAGUGAGAGAUUGGGGCAAGUUGAAGCGGACGCAGAAAGUGAAGCAGUAGAACAGGUUGAAUCGGAACGUGUGUCUGUGUUCGCUCCAGUCGAAUUGGAGUCUGAGGCGCUUGCAGAGACUGCAGCACAACCGGAACAGGAACGAUUGGUUGAGCGUGUCGGUGAGAUGGAGGCGGAAUAUGGUGAAGUUGGUGAAGGCGUAUUUGAAGGGGAGACGGAAGCCGAGUCGGCAGUCGAAGUGUUCGGUGAGAGAUUGGGGCAAGUUGAAGCGGACGCAGAAAGUGAAGCAGUAGAACAGGUUGAAUCGGAACGUGUGUCUGUGUUCGCUCCAGUCGAAUUGGAGUCUGAGGCGCUUGCAGAGACUGCAGCACAACCGGAACAGGAACGAUUGGUUGAGCGUGUCGGUGAGAUGGAGGCGGAAUAUGGUGAAGUUGGUGAAGGCGUAUUUGAAGGGGAGACGGAAGCCGAGUCGGCAGUCGAAGUGUUCGGUGAGAGAUUGGGGCAAGUUGAAGCGGACGCAGAAAGUGAAGCAGUAGAACAGGUUGAAUCGGAACGUGUGUCUGUGUUCGCUCCAGUCGAAUUGGAGUCUGAGGCGCUUGCAGAGACUGCAGCACAACCGGAACAGGAACGAUUGGUUGAGCGUGUCGGUGAGAUGGAGGCGGAAUAUGGUGAAGUUGGUGAAGGCGUAUUUGAAGGGGAGACGGAAGCCGAGUCGGCAGUCGAAGUGUUCGGUGAGAGAUUGGGGCAAGUUGAAGCGGACGCAGAAAGUGAAGCAGUAGAACAGGUUGAAUCGGAACGUGUGUCUGUGUUCGCUCCAGUCGAAUUGGAGUCUGAGGCGCUUGCAGAGACUGCAGCACAACCGGAACAGGAACGAUUGGUUGAGCGUGUCGGUGAGAUGGAGGCGGAAUAUGGUGAAGUUGGUGAAGGCGUAUUUGAAGGGGAGACGGAAGCCGAGUCGGCAGUCGAAGUGUUCGGUGAGAGAUUGGGGCAAGUUGAAGCGGACGCAGAAAGUGAAGCAGUAGAACAGGUUGAAUCGGAACGUGUGUCUGUGUUCGCUCCAGUCGAAUUGGAGUCUGAGGCGCUUGCAGAGACUGCAGCACAACCGGAACAGGAACGAUUGGUUGAGCGUGUCGGUGAGAUGGAGGCGGAAUAUGGUGAAGUUGGUGAAGGCGUAUUUGAAGGGGAGACGGAAGCCGAGUCGGCAGUCGAAGUGUUCGGUGAGAGAUUGGGGCAAGUUGAAGCGGACGCAGAAAGUGAAGCAGUAGAACAGGUUGAAUCGGAACGUGUGUCUGUGUUCGCUCCAGUCGAAUUGGAGUCUGAGGCGCUUGCAGAGACUGCAGCACAACCGGAACGGGAACGAUUGGUUGAGCGUGUCGGUGAGAUGGAGGCGGAAUAUGGUGAAUUGGUGAAGGCGUAUUUGAAGGGGAGACGGAAGCCGAGUCGGCAGUCGAAGUGUUCGGUGAGAGAUUGGGGCAAGUUGAAGCGGACGCAGAAAGUGAAGCAGUAGAACAGGUUGAAUCGGAACGUGUGUCUGUGUUCGCUCCAGUCGAAUUGGAGUCUGAGGCGCUUGCAGAGACUGCAGCACAACCGGAACAGGAACGAUUGGUUGAGCGUGUCGGUGAGAUGGAGGCGGAAUAUGGUGAAGUUGGUGAAGGCGUAUUUGAAGGGGAGACGGAAGCCGAGUCGGCAGUCGAAGUGUUCAGUGAGAGAUUGGGGCAAGUUGAAGCGGACGCAGAAAGUGAAGCAGUAGAACAGGUUGAAUCGGAACGUGUGUCUGUGUUCGCUCCAGUCGAAUUGGAGUCUGAGGCGCUUGCAGAGACUGCAGCACAACCGGAACAGGAACGAUUGGUUGAGCGUGUCGGUGAGAUGGAGGCGGAAUAUGGUGAAGUUGGUGAAGGCGUAUUUGAAGGGGAGACGGAAGCCGAGUCGGCAGUCGAAGUGUUCAGUGAAGAUUGGGGCAAGUUGAAGCGGACGCAGAAAGUGAAGCAGUAGAACAGGUUGAAUCGGAACGUGUGUCUGUGUUCGCUCCAGUCGAAUUGGAGUCUGAGGCGCUUGCAGAGACUGCAGCACAACCGGAACAGGAACGAUUGGUUGAGCGUGUCGGUGAGAUGGAGGCGGAAUAUGGUGAAGUUGGUGAAGGCGUAUUUGAAGGGGAGACGGAAGCCGAGUCGGCAGUCGAAGUGUUCGGUGAGAGAUUGGGGCAAGUUGAAGCGGACGCAGAAAGUGAAGCAGUAGAACAGGUUGAAUCGGAACGUGUGUCUGUGUUCGCUCCAGUCGAAUUGGAGUCUGAGGCGCUUGCAGAGACUGCAGCACAACCGGAACAGGAACGAUUGGUUGAGCGUGUCGGUGAGAUGGAGGCGGAAUAUGGUGAAGUUGGUGAAGGCGUAUUUGAAGGGGAGACGGAAGCCGAGUCGGCAGUCGAAGUGUUCAGUGAGAGAUUGGGGCAAGUUGAAGCGGACGCAGAAAGUGAAGCAGUAGAACAGGUUGAAUCGGAACGUGUGUCUGUGUUCGCUCCAGUCAAUUGGAGUCUGAGGCGCUUGCAGAGACUGCAGCACAACCGGAACAGGAACGAUUGGUUGAGCGUGUCGGUGAGAUGGAGGCGGAAUAUGGUGAAGUUGGUGAAGGCGUAUUUGAAGGGGAGACGGAAGCCGAGUCGGCAGUCGAAGUGUUCGGUGAGAGAUUGGGGCAAGUUGAAGCGGACGCAGAAAGUGAAGCAGUAGAACAGGUUGAAUCGGAACGUGUGUCUGUGUUCGCUCAGUCAGAAUUGGAGUCUGAGGCGCUUGCAGAGACUGCAGCACAACCGGAACAGGAACGAUUGGUUGAGCGUGUCGGUGAGAUGGAGGCGGAAUAUGGUGAAGUUGGUGAAGGCGUAUUUGAAGGGGAGACGGAAGCCGAGUCGGCAGUCGAAGUGUUCAGUGAAGAUUGGGGCAAGUUGAAGCGGACGCAGAAAGUGAAGCAGUAGAACAGGUUGAAUCGGAACGUGUGUCUGUGUUCGCUCCAGUCGAAUUGGAGUCUGAGGCGCUUGCAGAGACUGCAGCACAACCGGAACAGGAACGAUUGGUUGAGCGUGUCGGUGAGAUGGAGGCGGAAUAUGGUGAAGUUGGUGAAGGCGUAUUUGAAGGGGAGACGGAAGCCGAGUCGGCAGUCGAAGUGUUCAGUGAGAGAUUGGGGCAAGUUGAAGCGGACGCAGAAAGUGAAGCAGUAGAACAGGUUGAAUCGGAACGUGUGUCUGUGUUCGCUCCAGUCGAAUUGGAGUCUGAGGCGCUUGCAGAGACUGCAGCACAACCAGAACGGGAACGAUUGGUUGAGCGUGUCGGUGAGAUGGAGGCGGAAUAUGGUGAAG